Messenger RNA from Tripterygium wilfordii, 1874 nucleotides. RefSeq names its product protein LAZY 1-like. Lineage: Eukaryota; Viridiplantae; Streptophyta; Magnoliopsida; Celastrales; Celastraceae. Gene Ontology annotation, biological process: regulation of auxin polar transport; gravitropism. The coding region runs from base 85 to 1326 and encodes 413 amino acids. The transcript has 4 exons. The record is from RefSeq and is a predicted model, not a curated record.
GAUCAUCUAAUUGUGAAGAGUUCCCAUUUUCUCUCCUUACUUUCCAGGCAAACUGAUAAUCAGAAGAGAAAGACAGGACAAGCAAUGAAGGUAAUGAAAGCCUUAGUCAUUAAGGUUUAUACUACAAAUGAUCAUCUCUUUUUUUGUCAGUUCUUACCUGAUUAUCUGGUGCAGUUACUCGGCUGGAUGCCGCGGAAGUUCCGGCAGAAUGGCUGUGAAGCAAUCAAGGAUCUUGCCAUUGGAAACUCCUCUACUUGUCUGGCUGGGCAGCCAUCACUGGAUGACCAAAAGCCAAACUUCCAUAACACCAAACCAUUCAAGUUCAACCAGAAAGACCAACUUCGAAACUCUUUCGCUAGUUUCGAAGCAGCGGCGACAGAAGAAGAAGAAGAAUACUAUGAAGUAGAACCAUCGGACGCAGUAACCGAACUCUUCCAUGGCUUUCUAGCUAUAGGAACGUUUGGUUCAGACCCUAUCAACACUGACCCUUCCACACCAACCUUCUCAUUCUCUGUUGAGAACAUAACUGAGAAAGAAACUGAGGCAACGGAGAACGAACUGAAGCUCAUCAACGAUGAACUCGAGAAGGUUCUGAUAGCUGAAGAUGCUUCCAACAUUUCAUCAGGGAGAACUAGCCAUGUCAGCAACGGAAGGAGUAGCCAUGGAAGUACCAUUACUCUCAGUGGCAAAAUCCUUGAAGCUCAGGACACUAAUGAAAGCAAUGUCUGUCCUCUCCAGGGGUAUUUGCUCGGGUCUGCUUUCGAGGUUUCGGAGACAACAAGGACUUCUUCUGUUGCAAAGAAGGAGAACAGGACUUCACUUGGUGAGCUGUUUCAGAGGACUAAGAUUGCAGAGGAGAAUCUCGGAGGAGCUAAACUGGACAAGGAAGAUAAGAAGAGUGACAAGGAAACAGGAGCAACUGCUGAUAAAUCUGCAGUCAAUCUGAUGAAGAAGAUACUUAAGAAGAAAAUGCCUCAUGCUUCUUCAAGGAACAGCUCUACUACUUCCACUGUUGAUUCUGCUUCAGCAGCAGAAACCAAACUCAAAAAGAUACUACAAAUGUUCCACAGGAAAGUUCACCCAGAGAACACAACAACUGCAAAGAAUCAGCAUGAAAAGCCAUCUAAAAAUGAGAACAACAAGAAUGGUGGUCAGAACAAUGGAGAAGGAAUCACGGCAAUGAAACCUCAGAGAGCCCUUUCAAAGGGGAGCAUGAGGCGCUACCAGAGCCAAUCUAACCCUCCCCAGUUUUCUCUUAGUGACUCAAAUGGGAACAGGGAGUGCUGGAUCAAAACAGAUGCAGACUAUCUUGUGUUGGAGCUCUGAAGAGAGACAGCAGUAAUCAGGCAAAUGCCUUUUAAAUGGUAAAGUCUAGUAAACUAUCAAGUGUCACUCUACUUUGAAGAAUAUAAUUGGUGUGCAUGUAUUAAUGUAUUGUGCUAUGAAGAGGUUGAGGUGUCAACUGAGUAAAUAAAAAGGUGGUUCUCCUGGGAACCAACCUACAGAAAUCAGUUUGGAAUUGUAUGCUUCUUUUCUUCCUGUAUUAAACAUAUUUUCAUUUCCAUCAAUAUAAACUAUUGAAACUCUUGAGACAUCAUGGGUUUGGCAAGAAUAGUGGGUUUUCCCAUUUUAGUUGUGCAUACUCCCAAUCAAAGAUAACAUUCCCUUCCCCCAUGCACAUGAACCGCUAACGGCUACAAUUCCAUCAACAGACUGGAAGAAAAAAUAGCAGUUUGAAUCAGCUGCACAUUAAAACUUGAGAAGUUUCCAAUGUUUAUACACCAUCCACAUAAAUUGAAGGAUUUUAUGUGAAACAGCAAGAUUAUGAAUUAUUUCAGGGUAUAACUUACCCAAAGAAUUCUCACACUUGAGGG